Cryphonectria parasitica EP155 is the source of this 2436-nucleotide messenger RNA. RefSeq lists its product as uncharacterized. Bases 1 to 2436 code for a protein of 811 amino acids. The record is from RefSeq and is a predicted model, not a curated record. The transcript has a single exon. Gene Ontology annotation, cellular component: cytoplasmic stress granule. Lineage: Eukaryota; Fungi; Ascomycota; Sordariomycetes; Diaporthales; Cryphonectriaceae. Gene Ontology annotation, biological process: mRNA splicing, via spliceosome. Gene Ontology annotation, molecular function: mRNA binding.
AUGCAGGAGCAUCAACCAGGUCCCAUUGGUGGUCAGACAGGCCCGAGCAAUGGCCUCGGUCGCUUUGGUCACGCGUCCAAACCCUCCACGAGCGACACUGGUUUCUCUCACGGUGCCUUCACCUCGAACGUUUCUGGCUUUGCCGACAGGCACCCGCGCCGUGGGAACAUCCCCACGAUCAACACCCAGAAUGUCCAGCAGCAGACUCUGAACCCGACUGUUGCCGACAUGACCACUCCCGGCUCUGGCUUCGACAUGCAAUUCACUCCUCUGCUUCCUUCUCAGCUGCUCCUCGGCAGCCCCUUCCAGCCGGGUACCCCUGCUGCCUUUGCCGGCGGUCAGUUCCAGGGCAUGGGUGCUUAUCCGCAGGCUCAGCAGAACAGCCAGCACCAGCAUCAGCAGCAGCAGCAGCAGCAGCAGCAGCAGAACGGUCUUGCCAGCCCUGUCCAGCAGCCCAUGUCGCCUGGUGGCUAUCAGGCGAUGGUCUCGCCUUCGACGUAUGGGGCGCCCCAAUUUUUCGCCCCUCAGUCUCCUACUACGGCGUAUGGCAACAUGGGUGGGCAGAUGCAGAUGCAGAUGAACCCCGGUUCUCCUGUGGCCAUGAGCCCUGUUGGCAGCGGAUCCAGCCGUACGGUCUACUUGGGAAACAUUCCUCAGGACACGCCGGCGGAGGAGAUACUGAGCCAUGUGCGCAGUGGGCAGAUCGAGUCCGUCAGGCUGCUCCCUGAUAAGAACUGCGCCUUCAUCUCCUUCCUGGACGCCGGUUCCGCCACCCACUUCCACUCUGAUGCCAUCUUGAAAAAGCUCUGCAUCAAGGGACAGGAUAUCAAGGUCGGCUGGGGCAAGCCGUCUCAGGUGCCUACUUCUGUCGCCCUCGCCGUGCAGCAGUCUGGUGCCUCUCGAAACGUCUACCUCGGAAACCUGCCCGAGGAGGUCACGGAGGAGGAGAUCAGAGAAGACCUGGGCAAAUUCGGUGCCAUAGACACCGUAAAGAUUGUCCGGGAGAAGAGCAUCGCCUUCAUCCACUUUCUCUCCAUUGCCAACGCUAUCAAGGCGGUCUCUCAGCUUCCCCAGGAGGCCAAGUGGCAGGCCCCGCGGCGUGUGUACUAUGGCAAGGAUAGGUGCGCCUAUGUCUCGAAGACGCAGCAGCAGAACGCAGCGCAGUAUCUCGGCAUUGCUCCUGGCUAUGCGCACAUGCUGACUGGCGCCGACCGUGAUGUGAUCUCCAGUGCCCUGGCACAGCAGUCUGUCGCUGCUGCUGCUGUCGCCACUACUGCUGGUGGCAUCAACAACCUUGGAAACCGGACUAUUUACCUGGGCAAUAUCCACCCCGAGACAACCAUCGAGGAGAUCUGCAACGUUGUGCGAGGUGGCCUGUUGCACCACAUUCGUUACAUUCCGGACAAGCACAUCUGCUUCGUCACCUUCAUCGACCCUACCGCGGCGGCCUCCUUCUACGCCCUGAGCAACAUUCAGGGUCUGAUGAUCCACAACCGCCGCUUGAAGAUUGGCUGGGGUAAGCACUCUGGUGCUCUUCCCCCAGCGAUCGCCUUGGCCGUCAGUGGCGGUGCUUCGCGAAACGUCUACAUCGGAAACCUGGACGAGACAUUCACGGAGGAGAGGCUGAGACAAGAUUUCUCCGAGUAUGGCGAGAUUGAGCUGGUCAACACCCUCCGGGAGAAGAGCUGCGCGUUUGUGAACUUUACCAACAUUGCCAAUGCCAUCAAGGCUAUCGAGGCUGUUCGGAGCAAGGAGGAAUACCGAAAGUUCAAGGUCAACUUCGGUAAGGAUCGCUGCGGAAACCCGCCACGACAGCUACAGCAGCAGCAGCAACAGCAACAGCAGGCCGGCUCGCCGCGUAACGAAGUUCCUGCUUCUCCAGGACAGCAACAGGCCCCGCAGAGCGGAUCACCAACCAACGAUUUAGCGGGAAACCAGCCGGCCCUGUUUAACACCCAGAGCAACCCCUUGACUGUGUACCUCAACCAGGUGUCCCAGCAGGCGCAGCAACACCAUCAGCAGCAGCACCAGGCCCUCGCUGCCCAGCAGGCUGUGCUCUUCGGAACCGCGUCGUCUUCGCCUAGCGAGAUGACGCUCCAGAUGCCAGAUGGCUCCGUCUCUGGACACGGCCAGUCUGCCAGCAUCUCCAACGGCUACGCCACGCAGAACUCCACAUCUGGUCCGACGACUAUCGGCGGGCUGCUGGCCCCUGCCAACGCCCGCGGCCAACAUAGCCGAGCGGUGAGCCUGCCUGCAUUCGGACCCGGUUUCGAGAACGGCGGCACAAGCCCCAGCAGCGUCCAGGGCAGCGUCCAUGAUGAAGGCGCCCGGCGCGGCCACCAGUACCAAGCCAGCUUCGGCGGCAUGGGCAGUGGCUACGGCCUCGCCAUCCAGGGUGGUCUCAACGGCUGGGUUGAGGAAGAGGUCGCCAACUGA